Molecule: messenger RNA, 3913 nt
Organism: Klebsormidium nitens
Lineage: Eukaryota; Viridiplantae; Streptophyta; Klebsormidiophyceae; Klebsormidiales; Klebsormidiaceae
Source: the annotation of a GenBank genome assembly
UGUCAGCUAGGGCCAAUUUCCGGCCCAUUCACUGUCAGUAGGGGCGCAUUGUGCUCAUUGGAUCAGCAUUGUUCGUUGUUGAGAGCGCUCACCACCAACAUUUUGGACAAUGGCACCAUGAACGAGCAGGGCUAGGGUAAUGCAGUAAAGGACAGCUUGAAAGGGCCAGCGACAAGUUAGCAAGGAACGUGUACAGUCAGCAUGGCGGCUGUCCGGAGCAUGUCCGCUGCCACCUGUCGCGCUGCGAUUCCCUGCGCUGUUGCUGCAAAGGGCGCUGCAAGAGCAAGGGCGCAGUUUUCGCUUGGAACUGCCUGCCCUGUCCAGGCUUCGGCGCCUCUGAAAAUGAGUGGCCGGUUCGCGCUCUCUGCCAGCUGCGCCCAGUUGCGCAACUGUGCGGCUCGGUCAGCCGCUAACUUGAGCUGGUCAAGGGCAAUGACGGGAGGGUUAAGCCUAACCCCGUUUGAAAACGAGAAGCCAAAGAGGGGCCACCACCGGCGGCAGAAUGUCGAGGCUGCUGCCAAGAACGGAAAGGGCGAUGUCGGCGAGGGCAAGUACAAGGACUCGGUGAACCUUCCGGCGACCAAGUUCGACAUGCGCGCCAACAGCGUGGUUCGAGAGCCGCAGAUCCAAAAGCUGUGGGAAGAAAAGAAAGUGGAGGAGCGCCUAUUUGAGCGCAGCGGGGGGGAGCCGUUUGUGCUGCACGACGGCCCCCCGUAUGCGAACGGGGACCUCCACAUUGGACAUGCGCUGAACAAGAUUUUGAAGGAUAUCAUCAACCGGUAUCAUAUCUUGCAAGGGCGCAAAGUGAAGUUCGUCCCGGGAUGGGAUUGCCACGGCCUCCCAAUCGAGCUGAAAGUGUUGCAGUCGAUGACCGCCGACCAGCGCAAGGAGCUGACGCCCAUCAAGCUGCGCAAGAAGGCGGCGCAGUUUGCGGUCAAGACGGUGGACGCACAGCGGGAACAAUUCAAGCGCUACGGAAUUUGGGGCGACUGGGACCACCCGUACUUGACACUGAAGCCCGAGUACGAGGCUGCCCAAAUAGGCGUGUUUGGGAAGAUGGUGUUAAACGGCCACAUCUACCGGGGGAAGAAGCCGGUGCACUGGAGCCCCAGCUCACAGACGGCGCUGGCAGAGGCGGAACUAGAGUACCCCGAGGGCCACGUGUCCAAGAGUAUCUACGUGGCCUUCCCGCUGACGUCAUUUAGCGACAAGUUCCCAAAGGAGCUGAAGGCCCUGCAGGGCGAAGUGUCACUCGCGAUCUGGACCACCACGCCCUGGACCAUGCCCGGAAACGCAGCCGUGGCCGUGAAUGGGGAACUAGACUACGCCAUAGUAGAGCUGCAGCCUGCAGAGGAGACCGUCUCUGAAAGCGCGUCGGAGGGCACGCCAGCAGACGAGCCGGAACAGAAGAAGAAAAAGGGCAGCGCACCGCCAAAGUCUUCCCCAGGCAGUGCUCUACAAAGCUCAAAACACCUAGUGGUUGCUAAGGACCUCGUUCCCACCCUCGAGUCAAAAUGGGGCGUGAAACUUACCGUAAAAGGCGAGGUGAAGGGCGCGCAACUAGAGGGGAGCGCUUAUCGGCACCCGCUGUUCGAGCGCGAGAGCCCGGUGGUUAUCGGAGGCGACUACAUCACGACCGAGUCGGGGACGGGGCUUGUUCACACCGCUCCAGGACACGGGCAAGAGGACUACGUCACGGGCCUCAAGUACGACCUCCCCCUGCUGUCGCCUGUGAACGACCGGGGUGAUUUCACCGAGGAGGCCGGAAAGUUCCAGGGGCUCAACGUUUUGGGCGACGGAAACACGGCGAUCGUUUCGGCGCUCGACGAGGCGCAGGCGCUACUGCUGGAGGAGGCGUAUUCACACAAGUACCCCUACGACUGGCGGACCAAGAAGCCGACGAUCUUCAGGGCGACCGAGCAGUGGUUUGCCUCUGUAACCGGUUUCAAACAAGCAGCUCUCGAUGCCAUCUCUACUGUUGAGUGGAUUCCCCAAGUCGGGCAGAACCGAAUCACGGCCAUGACGGUGGGGCGAUCCGAUUGGUGCAUCUCGCGGCAACGCAACUGGGGCGUGCCGAUCCCCGUGUUCUACGACAAGGAGUCGGGCGAGCCGCUGAUGACGGAGGAGACGAUCGCGCACGUGCAAGGUAUUGUCCGGGAGAAAGGUACAGACGCGUGGUUCUACAUGGAGGUUGCGGACCUGCUUCCGGACGGGCAUAAGGCGGAUGCGGACAAGUACCGCAAGGGCACGGACACUAUGGACGUCUGGUUCGAUUCCGGCUCGUCUUGGUCGGGCGUCGUGGACAGUCGCGACGGCCUGCGACUUCCGUCCGAUCUAGUUCUCGAGGGGAGCGACCAGCACCGGGGAUGGUUCCAGUCCAGCCUGCUCACCAGCGUAGCCAGCACGGGGCAGGCGCCGUAUAAGUCGGUGUUGACGCACGGGUUCGUGCUCGACGAGCGGGGCCUCAAGAUGAGCAAGAGUCUGGGAAAUGUGAUCGACCCACGGCUAGUGAUCAAUGGUGGAAAGAACCAGAAGACGGAGCCGGCUUACGGAGCGGACGUCCUUAGACUGUGGGUGUCGAGCGUCGACUACACGGGAGAUGUGCUGAUUGGCCCGGGGAUCGUCCGGCAAAUGUCGGACACCUACCGCAAGUUCCGGGGCACCCUGCGCUACCUGCUCGGGAACCUCUUCGACUUCGACCCGACCAAAGAUGUUUUGCCGUACUCGUCCCUCCCCGCGGUGGACCGCUACACGCUGGCCAAGCUGGCGGGCGUGAUGGGCGAGGUGCGCGAGAGCUACGAGAAGUACCAGUUCUACCGCUUCUACCAACUCGUGCAGCGGUUCAUGGUCGUCGACCUCUCCAACUUCUACUUCGACAUCUGCAAGGACCGACUCUACAUCGACUCCCCCGACGGUUUCUCCCGCCGCGCCGCCCAGACCGUCCUCUCGUCGACCCUCCUCUGUCUAGUUCGCGCAAUCGCCCCGGUGCUGCCCCACAUGGCCGAGGACGCGUGGCAGAACCUGCCCCAUAAGAUCGAGACACGUGGCGGCGUAGCAGAGACGGUGUUCGAGGCGGGCUGGCCGGAGGUCGAGGAGGAGUGGCGGACGUUCUCGGAGGAGGACAGUGCGUUCUGGGCUAAGCUGCUGCUGAUCCGGAACGAGGUCAACAAGGUCAUCGAAGCCGCUCGGAAUGCGAAGCUGAUCGGGGCGUCCCUCGAGGCGAAGGCCAUACUCUGCGCGACAGACCCGGCGGUCGCCGAGAAGCUGCGGGGAAUGGCCGACGGGGCGCACCCAGUGGACCAGCUGCGGUACAUGUUCAUAACGUCACAGGUCGAAGUGUUAGACUCCCGGGAGGCCUUCGAAGCCCUCAACCCGGAGCACCGAAACACGGCAGACAUCGAAGGGGUGGGCGAACUGUUGGUGGGCGUUGUGCGGGCGGACGGUGGGAAAUGCGAGCGGUGUUGGAACUACUCGACGCUCGUUGGGAGCAGCGAGGCGCACCCAACGCUGUGCGAGCGGUGCGAACCGGUCAUCGAGAAGCGGGGGGCGGAGAAACCAUUGGAGGCAGUCGCUGCCUGAGAAUAAGGAAAGUGAAGUUUGCGGUAGAACGGUGGUGACUGGUAUACCGGAGAUUGCGUUUCUUUCUGACGCUGUGGCCCUUGCUUGACUUUAGGCGCCGAGCUGAGGGGCUGGCUUCCGGCCCCUGUACAUGCUUUUGAGCAUUUCUCCACACGUACGUUGUGUGGUGUGCAAUCAAAAAAUCCAAGCUGCUGGCUCUGGUUGCAUAUAUAUGUUCGAUGCACGUGAAGCGAACGGCGAUUUGAGUUGAGUGGAUCAAAACUCAGUGAACUCUGACGUCCGGUGGUUGACACAUAUGUAACUUGCUCGUAGUGUCACAAUUAGACAAGUGUUC